Molecule: messenger RNA, 2172 nt
Organism: Cavenderia fasciculata
Lineage: Eukaryota; Evosea; Eumycetozoa; Acytosteliales; Cavenderiaceae
Gene: bzpQ
Product: putative basic-leucine zipper transcription factor
Exons: 2
Coding region: 1-2172 (723 amino acids)
Biological process (GO): regulation of transcription by RNA polymerase II
Cellular component (GO): nucleus
Molecular function (GO): transcription cis-regulatory region binding; DNA-binding transcription factor activity
Source: RefSeq, a predicted model, not a curated record
AUGAUUAAUAAUCAACAACAACAAAAUACAAACAAUAGUAAUAAUAAUAAUAAUAAUAAUGGUCAAACAAACGACUCUUCCAACUUGUUACAACAACAACAACAGCAGCAACAACAUCAACACCAACAACAACAACAACAACUACAACUACAACAACAAAUGCAAUUACAACAAUUACUUCAACAACAACAAUUGUUACAACAGCAAUUAGCUGCUUCCCAACAACAGCAACAACCUCAACAACAACAACAACAAAUGGGGAUGAUGCAACAGCAACAACAACAACAACAACAACCUCAAUCUCAACACCCAAAUAUAGGUCUAACACAACAACAAUUAUUACAACACCAACAAUUAGGAGAAAUGCAAAAACAAUACCAAAGUUUCUUGCAACACCAACAAGAGUAUUUAUCUCAACAACAAACACAAUUAAAUAAUGGUCAACAACAAACACCUGAACAAUUACCAACCCUCCAACAAUUCCUUCAACAACAACAAACUCUUUCACCAAAUACAUCGCCACCACAAUUAUCACCACCAGAUAUGAAUGCACAUGUUAUAAACCUUGUAGAUAAUAUAGACACCUGUACAGAUAGCAACCAAAGAAAAAAUAUGAGACGACCAUCACUUCCUCCAAUGAUGUCAGAAGACGAACAAAAGGCUAAUCGUUCCAACCAAAAUAUUGCCAGUCGAAACUAUCGACAAAGAAGAAAAGAUUACAUCAAAGAGAUUGAAGCAAAGUUGGCUACUCUAACAUUUGAAAAUCAUCAACUGAAAAAAGAAAAUGAAUCUCUAAAGGAAUCUGGAGGAGUUGAUGUAAUGAGACCAGAACCAGAAUUAAUAACAAUGUUAAUGGAAGCAAAACAAAUCAUUGUACAAAUGAGUCAGGCAAUUAAAAAGAAUGACGAACGAACACUUAUUUAUCUACUACAUCUAUUCCAUUCAGCCAUUGCCAAGCGAUAUGCAGUGGCUGAAAGAGAGGUGGAAAAGAUUGUUCAUCCAUACACACAGUCCAAGUUGGCAUCGAUGGGAUAUGUUCCCAAGAUUGACCGUCCACUACUCAAUAUCACGGGACCUGCUAGCGAGGGCUGGUUCUCACUGUACAAACAAGAGGCCGAUAUCGCAGAGGAGCAGAGUCUCAAGUUGGAGGCACUUCGAAACGAACACGAUCGUCAAGACAUUAGACUAAAAGAGGAACGUGAGAUGCUAGACAAGGAAAUUAAAAAGUUCUUUUACACAAAGAUUCUUGUAUUGCCAUCUAAUCCAACUACACUUGAAGGUGCUCUUGGAGGUGGUGAUGUAUCUUUACAACCUUUACAAGGUGGUGGUGAUGGACAACAACAACAACAACAUCAACUUCAACACAAUGCAAGUGGACAAUUCCAUGUACAAGAUUUUAUUCCUACCGACUCUUCACUCAACACUACACCAGUGACUAGUUCACCACUAGAGAUUAACCAAAUCCUAGAAUUUGCCAAGAAAUUGGAAUCACUUAAAAACAACUUUAUCAAGCAUCGUAAUUUGGUGGUUGAUACACUUGCCUCACUCAGCAGUAUCCUCAGUCCCAAGCAAGAGGCAAUGUUGCUAGUUCGCGUUCACUUUAACACCACCUACAACUUUACACAGAUGGAAUUGCUCAAAGAUGUCUGGACAACCAUUCUCAACCAAAACAAGACUACUACUGGCCCCAAAACCAUCGCCGAGGCAUUGGCCAAAUUCUCGGCAUCAGAGUCUGCCAAGGCCAUGCCAACCGUCGAGCAGAUUGUCAAACCACCUCAAUUCCAUCAAUACGAUCCCAACCAAGUCAAAAAGGAACGUACAUCCAACAAGAAAAAGUCAGCAACCAAACAAAAAUCAUCUUCUAAAAAGUCAUCCGCCACUGUUCAUCUUACGCCACAAUCAUCUUCUUCAUCUUCCUCUUCCUUUUCAUCUUCUACUCCAAUUGCCACUACUCCUACUACAACCAUUUCAAAUAAUAAUAAUUUAAAUCUAAAUAAUUUAGAUAUUAAUAGUAGUAGUGGUAGCAAUAGCAGCAAUGGAAAUCAACAAAGUAAUAGCGGUAAUGGAAACAUUAAUAAUGGUGGGAAUAGUGAUACGACAACCACCACAAAUAAUGGUGGCAACACUCCUGGAAAUGAUAAGAAAUUCCAAUGGGUCAAUUUCAACUAUUAA